Eriocheir sinensis (Chinese mitten crab) is the source of this 2244-nucleotide messenger RNA. Its product is annotated as putative inorganic phosphate cotransporter. The transcript has 13 exons. Gene Ontology annotation, biological process: monoatomic anion transport; transmembrane transport. Lineage: Eukaryota; Metazoa; Arthropoda; Malacostraca; Decapoda; Varunidae. The coding region runs from base 146 to 1729 and encodes 527 amino acids. Gene Ontology annotation, molecular function: transmembrane transporter activity. The record is from RefSeq and is a predicted model, not a curated record.
UAUUCUUUUACAGGAGCUGCCGAUACAAAGGCUGGCUGGGGGGAAAUCAUAAGCCACCUGUGACAUCAAGAUCAAGAUCAAGAUCAGAGUUUUGCCCAUGUGUCAUUGAACCCUUUAGUCUCCCUGUCAGUGUCCCAGGCGAAGGAUGAAGGGUCUCCUCCGAAUUUGGACGUCCCUUUUCCGUUACUCUGGGUACAGCAAGACCCUGAGUGACGACCCCGCCCCACAAACACAUCAACAGUCUGAAAAAUAUCAUGGGGAUGGCGACGCAGGAGAAACAGGGUUUGGCAAGCGGCACAACCUCAUCCUGCUCCUGUUCUUUGGGUUCAGUUGCAUCUACGCCAUGCGAGUAAACUUGUCCGUCGCCAUCGUUGCCAUGGUGAAGACGCGCCCCAAGAGUAAGGAGCUACACAGCCUCUCAGACGAGUGCCCCGCCCCGCUGCCACCGCCCCGGGAGGACGAACAGUCGCCUUGGGAAAGUGAAUCUCAGGCAGGGGAGUUUGACUGGGAUGAGCAGAGCCAAGGCCUGGUGCUGGGGAGCUUCUUCUAUGGGUACCUGCUCACAAACUACCUUGGGGGCCGCCUCGCUGACAGGUUCGGGGGGCGCCGCAUCUAUGGGGCCGGCAUCACCCUCACGGCCGUCCUCACCCUGCUGUCCCCCGUGGCCGCCAGACACUCCACGGGGGCCUUUGUGCUCACCAGGAUGUUAGUGGGCAUGGCGGAGGGGGUGACCUUCCCGUCCAUGAACAUGCUAGUGUCCUACUGGAUUCCUCCCCAAGAAAGGGCACGCUCGCUAACCCGCAUUAUUGGAGGGUGUCACGUGGGAACGGUGGUAACGUUAUCACUGAGCGGGUGGUUCAUACAGUCAGAGUGGGGCUGGCCAUCAGUGUUCUACGUGUACGGUGCCCUGAGUCUGGUGUGGAGCUGGUUCUGGUUCCGGCACACGUACGACUCUCCCGACCAACACCCGACCAUCACCGCAGCCGAGAAGUGUUACAUCAAGCAGGGCAUCGGGGACCACAGAGGGAAGAUGGGUCUGGAGGUACCCUGGCACUCCAUCCUGACCUCCGUGCCCUUCCUGGUGGUGGUGGUGUCUCACAUCGGACACAAUUGGGGCUUCUACUGCCUGCUGACGGAGCUGCCCACGUACCUCAAGAACGUGCAGCACUUUGACAUGAAGCAGAAUGGCUUGCUGUCAGCGCUGCCCUACCUGGUGCAGUGGGUGUUCAGCCUGAUCUAUUCCUCCUACAUGGACCGCCUUCUUAAAGAGGAUAGACUCUCCACCGUGCAGGUCCGGAAACUCUCCAUGGUCAUAGCCAAUUACUUCCCCAUGGUGUCGCUGUUGCUGAUGUCCUGGGUGGGCUGUGACAGGUGGCUGGCGGUGGUGCUGAUCUGUGUGACGGUGGGCACGACGGGAGCCUCCCUCUGCGGCAUGCACUGCGCUUUUCAGGAGCUGGCGCCUAACUUUGCCGGGACGCUGACAGGGAUCUCCAACACCCUCGCCACCAUUCCCGGCUUCCUCGCCCCGGCCGUGACGGGAACAAUCAUCAACAACCAGCAAACGUUGAGUCGGUGGAGCGAAGUGUUCCACCUGGCGUCAUUUGUGUACUUCGUGGCCGGCACCAUGUACCUCGUCUUCAUAUCCGUCGAGACCCAACCCUGGAACGACACCAACGCUGAAAAGAGAAGGGAUCUCUUGAAGGACAAUGCAGAGCUGAAGACUGUAUGAGGUAAAUGUGUGGGGGGAGCGGUGAUGGUUCAGACAGUGGGAUGGCCCGGGCAUUGCAUUUAUCUAAGGCGUCAGGGACCGAGUGCCUAGAGAUCUAGGGUGAAUGUGUGAAACUUUGUUGUCUUGGAGCACGCUUGGUGACCAUGCUGCCUGAGAGGUACUUUUCAAUGCAGGUCAGUUGUUAUGUAUUUUUUUGCACCUCUUGUGUGAUAUUUUUAGGGAGUAUCGUAAGCUGUCACGUCAUGAAUAUGGGAAUUAGUGAGGUGUGCAGCGUCAUGGUGGGGCAGCGAUGUUUGAAGAAGGUAUUGCCGUAAAGCACACGAGUUCUAUCGUGUUGUGCUGGAAGUGGAGUGUGACCUGACAUUCAGUUUUGUAGAUUUGUGACGAUUGGGACAGUUGGUUUCCAUUGUUGUUAUUAGUUCUGUAUUAAUUUAAACAAUAAUGUGCUGGAGCAUUUAUGAAGAGCCUAAUAUGGUUGAGUAAUAUGGUGUGCAUGUGAGAGAAAGGAAGUCACU